AUGUUUGAUCCCAGGGUGCAUGUGCGAUACUUUCUCCGGUGUCUCGGGGUUCUGCCGUCGAUCUACGAAGCCGAAGAGUCCAACAAGCUCGCGCUGAUCUAUUUCUGCGUGUGCGGACUGGAUCUGCUCAACGCGCUCGAUCAGCUGCCCGAGAAGGUUGAGACGAUCGACUGGGUGUACAGCCACUGGGUCGAGAACGACGACUAUGGCGGCUUCCGCGGGUCGGCCAUCUACAGGGACACCGGGCCAUACGAUGUGCCGAACCUGGCGGCCACCGGGUUUGCAUUGCAAAUUCUAGUGACGCUGGGCGACAACCUUUCUCGGCUCGACAGGAACAAGGCUCGCCGCUUUGUGGCUCGGUGCCAACGGCCCAACGGCUCCUUCAGCCCGGUGGUGGGCUUUGGCGAGGAAGAUCUGCGCUACUGCAUGCUGGCCAUGACGAUCAGCCGGCUCCUGGAGGGCACGGCGGUGGACAGCGGCCGACUUUUCGAGUACGUGCGGUCGACGCUUGCUUUCGACGGAGGACUGUCUAUGAGCGCCGGCGGCGAGUCGCACGCAGGGCUGACGUACUGCGGGCUGGCUGCGCUCAAACUGGCCGGCAGGCUGGAUUUGCGCGAGUGGCAGCCGACGGUGGAUUUUCUGGUGCAACGGCAGAUUCACUACGGCGACUUCAACGAGCGCGAGCUCGAGAACGAGUACGCAGAUGAAGACGACAACGGCGCGUUCAACGGCCGCGUCAACAAGUACGGCGACACGUGCUACGCGUUCUGGUGUCUUGCGGCGCUGGAGCUGCUCGGCAAAGCAGACCUGGUGGAUGCUGCGGCCGUAAAGCGUUUCUUGCUGGAGCAGACACUGUCGCCGACAAUGGGUGGCUUCUGCAAAACCAACGCGCCGGACGAGCUGCCAGACCCGCUGCACUCGUUUCUGGGCGUCGCAGCGCUCGGCAUCAUAGGCACUCCCGGCAUUGCUCCGGUAGACGUGACAGUGGUGUUACGGAAGGACAGAGUGGUCUAG
Molecule: messenger RNA, 1014 nt
Organism: Ogataea haglerorum
Lineage: Eukaryota; Fungi; Ascomycota; Pichiomycetes; Pichiales; Pichiaceae
Exons: 1
Coding region: 1-1014 (337 amino acids)
Biological process (GO): protein geranylgeranylation
Cellular component (GO): CAAX-protein geranylgeranyltransferase complex
Molecular function (GO): CAAX-protein geranylgeranyltransferase activity
Source: RefSeq, a predicted model, not a curated record